AUGCUGGUCAUGGCACAACUACAUACACUAAAGGAUGCAACCCUUUGGUUGACGCCAAGCAAAGGGGAGAAACGAGCACCAAUGUAUUAUUGCUAUCACAUAUGGGUGGCGGCCUACUGGGCUAUCUAUGCUUACACCAAUGUCUAUGAGCAUUUCAAUAUCGGAUUCACCAUUCAAGCAAUUUGCGCAUUCCUGCUGUUGUUUGAUGUUGGGAGGAGGUAUAAUUAUUCCCAGCGAAAGUGGUAUGCAGCUGUUGGGUCUAUUGUGGUUGCAAAAUUCAUCUGGGGAUUGGAACGAAAACACUACGAAGAGGGCACAUGUGAUAGUCCAGGCCAGGGGCCCUUGCCUACCAUCCUCUUUGGCAUGUUGGUGCUGGCCUAUCACAUUACUUUGCCAUGCGACAAUGUGCAGAAUUGUUUGAAAUCCACAAAAGUGGGAAAUGUGGCAAGAAGAUUUGAUUGA
Seminavis robusta is the source of this 462-nucleotide messenger RNA. The record is from the annotation of a GenBank genome assembly. NCBI's taxonomy places the organism in Eukaryota, Bacillariophyta, Bacillariophyceae, Naviculales, Naviculaceae.